Molecule: messenger RNA, 3497 nt
Organism: Ciona intestinalis (vase tunicate)
Lineage: Eukaryota; Metazoa; Chordata; Ascidiacea; Phlebobranchia; Cionidae
Source: RefSeq
CUUGCUAGGAAUAUUUUAAAGUUUAUUUUUAUUAAAAAUUAUCAAAACAUUAACAAAAUGGCUGAAAUGACAAACAACAUGGCGAGCAUAACGUUCAACCAUUAUGAGUUGAAUAAAACUGACUGGGAGGUUCCUUCAAAGUAUGAGGACUUGAUCCCCAUAGGCUGCGGUGCUUAUGGGAGUGUGUGUUCUACUUAUAACUCUGAGCUUAAAAUGAGAAUGGCCGUCAAAAAGUUGGCAAGACCGUUUCAAUCUGUGACGCACGCUAAGCGAACAUACAGGGAACUGAGGUUACUGAAACACAUGCAUCAUGAGAAUGUUAUCGGGCUGUUGGACGUCUUCACACCAGCUACUACAUUGGAGGGAUUCACGGACAUGUACCUCGUCACACACUUAAUGGGUGCAGACCUUAACCAGAUCAUAAAAUCACAGAAGUUGACAGACGACCACGUCCAGUUUUUAAUUUAUCAAAUCCUAAGGGGUUUGAAGUACAUUCACUCUGCAGGGAUCAUACAUCGAGAUCUCAAACCAAGCAAUAUAGCAGUGAACGAAGACUGUGAACUGAAAAUUCUUGACUUUGGUCUGGCUAGACUCACAGAUGACCAAAUGACCGGAUACGUUGCAACGCGAUGGUAUAGAGCGCCUGAAAUUAUGUUAAACUGGAUGCACUACAACCAGACUGUAGAUCUAUGGUCUGUUGGUUGCAUUAUGGCCGAGCUGCUCACUGGAAAGACCCUAUUCCCAGGCUCUGAUCAUAUUGACCAGUUAAAGUCAAUAAUGAAUCUUUGCGGGACGCCGAGAGAGGAUUUAUUGGAGAAAAUAAUCUCGCAAUCGGCGAGAAAUUUCAUCAAAACGCUUCCCAUAAUCCCUAAGAAGGAAUUUGUCAAUGUUUUUGUCGGCGCCAACCCCAAAGCCGUGGACCUGCUUGAAAGAAUGCUGGUGCUUGACACUGAUUGCCGACUAACUGCCAGCGAAGCGCUACAACACCCCUACCUUGAGAAGUUCCACGACCCCGAUGAUGAACCGAGCGCCCCACUGUACGACAAAUCUUACGAAGACGCAGAAAUAUCGAUUGAUGAAUGGAAACAGCUAGCGUACGAUGAGAUUAUAAACUUUGAAUUUUCGCCGGAUCUUAUCGCUGAUUUCCAGUGAAAAUUCCUUAAAGACGAUACAUAUGUGCACUGGCCUAAAUGCUUAAUUUUAUUUGUUUAUUUUUAUUGGAUUAGAAUCAGUUGUAUUUUUUGGCAUAUUGUUGGAUUUUUGUGUAUUAUGUAACUUUAUGCAUAUGCUGUUUCCAAACCACAGCAUACCCACGGUAUUAUAAUUUCAUGCAGUGGCGCAGCCAGGGGGGUUUAGGGGGUAGCGACCCGCGACCCUGCCCUUUUAAACCAAAAAAAAAAAUAAUUAAAAAAAAAAAAUUUGAAAUUUUUUUAUUAAACCCGCCCCUCUUAUUUUUUUUUUGGCUGCGCCACUGAUUUCAUGCAUUAUUGUAAUGCAUGUUUGCUUCCAAUUAGCUAUAAGAAUAUAAUAGUUACUUUUAAAUACCAAGACGAAUUUUAAGCUCAAAUGUUUGAGUUAGUUUGACCAUAUUAAUAAUGUAAAAGCUUUUUUUUUCUAAAUGUUUAUAAUUUUACACCCACCAAGCUUCUGUACCUUUAAUAUUUAGUUGACUUUUACUUUGGGAGGUACUUUGAAAUUUAGGAGGUUUUUUUAAACAGUCAAUAUAAGAAUUUUAACUCCUAAUAGUUAAGUAAUGGCAGAUAUAUGAUUAGGAAUUUUAACUCAGAACAAAGUUGUCUUUUAUAUUUUGUUCAUUUUAUUAAGAGUAUAUUUUAUCAGGCUAUCUUUGAAUGAACAAUCUUUAUGUAUAUUCUUGUAAUUAUCGCUUCAUAAUGAUUAACGUAUUUGCUUUAUGAUGUCAUAAGUCCCCUUUGCUUACUAACUUUGCAACUUAGCAGUUUUUUGAAUGGUUUUUGUGUAUCCUGUUUUACACCUUAGAACUAGUCUAUUUGCAACAGUUGCGUUUCUAAAACAAAAUAUUUAUAACUGGUGCGUAAUGAUAAUAAUAGCAUAAUAGACAGACACUGUUCUAAAGUUGAUAUUUUUUGAACUUUCAAAUAUUGUUGCACUACUAUUCAUAGGCACCAAACUUUAUAAAAUUCAGGGGAGGCAAGGAUAGCCCACACUUCCACCCCAGGUUUGGUUUUUUUUGCACUAAUUAUGUUGAAAUUAUUAAUUGUUAAAUUGUCGCUUAAUUUUUAAAACUGACAUAUAUUUUUUUGCAUUGUCAAUCAAAUAUUACAACAGUGCCUUUGUUUGAUUUGGAGCAAAAUGUCUAAAAUAUCCCAGUUUUUAAUCUAAAACCUAAUUUUAAAAUUCCCCCUCAAAGUCAUUUAAUUUGCAACAAAUCAUUAAAACACAAAAUAGCAAUAUUAUAUUAGGGUGAAAAUUGUCAUUUUACCCUCCAAUAAUUUUGGCUUUGUCAGUCCAUGUUGUCUACUAAUAUUUACGAGUUAAGGCUUUUCCAACUUUUCACAACGAAAUAUUUUUCCAACUUGUUAAAACCAGUUUAUGUACCAAACCAUAGGCAUGCCAUGUUCUCUCUAGCUGUUUCUGCCUUUUAGUUGCCAAAUCUUUAAAACAAGCCCAUAUUUUAAUUCUACUGAAAAUAGUUUGAGUAAAACUUUUAAAGGAUAAAUCCAGCUCUUGUGGUUUUGCAAUAUUAUUGUUAUUGUUUCCAUCUUUGCGUGUUUCCGUGUUCGCUUCCACACAAGUUUUAGUUCUCAUAACAUGAAAUCUUAAAUAGAACGACUGUUAAAUCUUACAACCUAAAUAAAAUUGUACAGACUACAUCUUAAAUAAUGUAAACGCACAUGUUUAAAAAUGCCUAAAUAAAACUAAACAAACAUUUAUUGUAAAUAAAUCUCUUAAGAUAAAAGUUAAAAUGGCGUUAUCUCAAAACCUAAAUAAAAACGUAAACAAUUGGCAGUUUAAAUUAUGCAAACAAACAUGUUUAAAACAUUUAUAACUUUAAAUAUUUAUUUCCUUGUACAUUUCUUAAGAUAAAAUCCAAAAUAACAGCACUGUCACAUGUCACGUCUUACAGCCCAAAAUAAGAUUAAAAAAUGACAGUUUAAAACACACUUGUGGCUAAGUUGUAAUUGUGACUUUUUUGAGUUGUAUGUUUUUACUGGUAUUUGACUAUUUGUAUAGAAGUUUAUUUUUCUGUCAUUUUUUUUCGUACAAUCUUUUAAAUGCAUGGUUUCAUUGUUAAAAUAUAAUGGUCAUUGUUAAACUACAAUCGAUCUGUGAAAUUCAGUCUUUAAUAUGUGUUUUAUAGAUAUUGGUAUUAUGUUAGUUAAUGUACGAAAUGGGCAUAUAAAAACUUGCAUGAGUUGUUUAAAAGUCCGCUAAUAUAAUGUUUCUAUAUUAAAUUGUAUAUUGUUUCUAUUUUAAGCUUGUAUAAUGUUUCUAUUUUUCGCACUUUUUCUCGUUAG